Phyllostomus hastatus (greater spear-nosed bat) is the source of this 939-nucleotide messenger RNA. RefSeq names its product olfactory receptor 6C70-like. Gene Ontology annotation, biological process: G protein-coupled receptor signaling pathway. Gene Ontology annotation, cellular component: membrane. The record is from RefSeq and is a predicted model, not a curated record. Bases 1 to 939 code for a protein of 312 amino acids. Lineage: Eukaryota; Metazoa; Chordata; Mammalia; Chiroptera; Phyllostomidae. The transcript has a single exon. Gene Ontology annotation, molecular function: olfactory receptor activity; G protein-coupled receptor activity.
AUGAAGAACCAUACAAAACAGAGAGAGUUUAUCCUUCUGGGACUGACAGAUAAUUCUCAGUUACAGAUUGUAAUUUUUUUAUUUCUAUUUCUGAGUUACCUGCUGAGCAUGAUAGGAAACUUAACCAUUAUUGCCCUCUCGCAAAUGGAUCCCCAUCUCAAGACCCCAAUGUAUUUCUUCCUCCAAAAUUUCUCUUUUCUGGAAAUAUCAUUCACAAGUGCUUGCAUUCCCAGAUUCCUAAACACCAUUGUAACCAAGGAAAAGACCAUUUCUUAUAGUGGUUGCAUAUCUCAGUUAUUUUUUUACUUUUUCUUGGGGGCUACAGAGUUUUUCCUUUUGGCGGUUAUGUCCUAUGACCGCUAUGUUGCCAUCUGCAAGCCUUUGCAUUACACAACCAUCAUGUGCACUAAAGUUUGUCACCAGCUUGUACUCAGUUCUUGGGCAACUGGACUCUUGGUGAUUUUCCCACUAUUGAGUUUUAUUCUUAACCUGGAUUUCUGUGCUUCAAAUAUCAUUGACCAUUUCAUUUGUGACAUUUCUCCUGUCCUGCAACUUUCUUGCUCAGACACACAUUUACUAGAACUGAUUACUUUUUUCUUAGCUGUGAUAACCCUCCUUGUCACCUUGUUAGUAGUAAUCCUUUCUUACUCUUACAUCAUUAAGACAAUCCUAAAAUUCCCUUCAGCUCAGCAAAAGAAAAAAGCCUUUUCUACCUGCUCUUCUCACAUGAUUGUUAUAACCAUCACUUACGGAAGUUGCAUAUUCAUCUACAUAAAGCCAUCAGCAAAUGAAAGAAUCACUUUAAGCAAAGGAGUAGCUGUGCUCAAUACUUCAAUUGCUCCUUUGUUGAACCCAUUCAUUUAUACUCUAAGGAACCAGCAAGUUAAACAAGCCUUCAAAAAUGUGUUUAGAAAGACAUUUUAUGCUUUAGACAAGUAA